UAGUGCACUACUUAGGGUAUGAAAUAAAGGCUACGACAGCGUACAUAGUGCACUCUAUUAGAAAUGUAGCGCUAUUUCGGAUACAGGUAACGGAGUGCAUAGUGGUUGAAGUCGGGGAUAUACUUCGGUGUGUUUUGACGCAGAUAAACUCGACAAACGGUUUUGACGGAGGAUUUUAACGCGAGUUUAACGACAGUUUUGGAAAAUAUCAACUGAUAUUAAAAAGGAGGAUGUGAUUAGAAACGGAAGGAAAGGUCUGAGAAGAGACACGUCGCGCAUUGUUUACUUUCUUGCUUCUACAUUUGAAGGGUUGCUCUCAUGCCCCUCCAUUAUUAUUGUUAUUAUUAUUGUUGUUAUUUUUUAUUUGUUAUUUUUAGAUAGUCAUGUUAUUGGUCUGUAAACGUCUCUUGUAACUGGAAGAGAUUUCUGCGUCUUUAAUUUUGAGUUCAGAUGUACAGGAUGAGUGCUUGAAAACUUUCUAGCUCCUCUGAAGUAUCUGAAUAUUUCACUGUUUAUGGAUUUCUGGAGGAAACGCGUUUAUCAUGUCGUCCCCUGAAGUGCAAUGGGAUUAAAGGAGGCGUUUGGCUCGAGCACAGCUUCAACACAGACAGCCAGGUCUGCGGAGGACAGUCACACCCUAGAAAAUGUGAAAGCCUGAUUAAAGAGUCAUCCACCACAUUACUCGUGCAGCAAUAGCAAUGGAGAGGAGCAAGCGCAACUCCAUUGCUGGGUUCCCCAGGCGGCCUGAUCGGCUGGAGGACCUGGACGGAGGAGUGUUCGAGGCAGAGACAGGCCCCGCCCAACAGGACAGGGUAUGUCCUUCUUCCUACCGUGCCCUCAUCAGUGCCUUCUCCUGCCUGACGCGCCUUGAUGACUUCAUAUGCGAACGGAUAGGCUCCGGCUUCUUCUCAGAGGUCUAUAAGGUGCGUCACAGAGCUUCAGACCAGGUGAUGGCUCUGAAGAUGAAUAAGCUGAGCAGUAACCGAGCCAACAUGCUGCGAGAAGUGCAACUUAUGAACAGACUCUCGCAUCCCAACAUCCUCAGGUUCAUGGGUGUUUGUGUGCAGGAAGGUCAGCUCCAUGCCCUCACAGAGUACAUCAACGGCGGGAACUUGGAGCAGCUGCUGGACAGCAACAAGUACCUGAGCUGGACCACACGGGUCAAACUGGCGUCGGAUAUCGCCAUGGGUCUGGCCUACCUGCACUCCAAGGGCAUCUUUCACAGAGACCUCACCUCCAAGAACUGCCUGAUCAAAUCAGAUGAAAACGUCUACACAGCGAUUGUUGGAGAUUUCGGGCUUGCAGAAAAAAUCCCCAGUCAUGAGGCCGAUGGAGAGAAGCUGGCAGUUGUGGGUUCUCCAUUCUGGAUGGCGCCCGAGGUUCUGCGAGAUGAACCUUAUAACGAGAAGGCCGACGUCUUUUCAUACGGCAUCAUCUUGUGUGAGAUCAUCGCCAGGAUACAGGCCGAUCCCGACUACCUGCCUCGCACCGAAAACUUCGGGUUGGAUUAUCACGCGUUCCAGCACAUGGUUGGAGACUGUCCUCCUGACUUCCUGCAGCUCGCCUUCAACUGCUGCAAUAUGGACCCAAAACUCAGGCCUUCGUUCCCGGAUAUCGUUAAGAGGCUGGAGGACAUCCAGCGGCGCCUGAAAGCUGAAGAAGGUGAAAGGGAGAGGAUCCAUAUACCAGCAGAGAUUGAGAAAAAGAGCAUCCCUAAAGGUGAUAAGUUCCAGGGUAUAAAGAGGCUGAACCCUCUCGGUCUACAGGAUGAUAAGAUCCCGCCCAAGUCACCUCGUCCACGGCGCAACAUCUGGCUCUCGCGCAGCCAAUCGGAUAUCUUUUCCCGCAAACCAGGCCGCAAGGUCAACGUCCAGGACCCUUACUACAACCCCGGACCACGAGGAGUCGCCAAGGUCAACCCUUUCAGCGCUCGUGAGGACCUCAAGGGCGGUAAGAUUAAAUUCUUUGACAUGCCUAGCAAGUCAGUGUUCUCGCUCAUGUUUGACUUGCACUCGCCGCGAGGCAGCAUGAGCUCGUACCAGCCUCAGACAAACACCGGCAGCUCCUGGCCUGAACUGUGGCAGCUGCCAGGACGACAGUGCCACUCUCUGCCCGUGUCUCCACAGCAGGCGCUGUCUGAGGCCUUCAGCACGGCGAGAAGUGAGGGAGGAGACAUCCGGCCUAAAGCGCUCAGCGGCUGGGCGAAGAAAUACGCCGUGCCCGAGAUCCCACCCUAUAGACCUAGAGAGCCUUCCAGAGCGAGGGCGGAGUCAGAUGAGAGCUCGGCCGAGACCGAGGAAGCCAUGGACUGCUCGAGUAGCAGAGGCAGCUUCUUCGACAAUGACGACGAUGACAAGGUGCGAAACCAGCUGUCCAACGGAAACGGGGAGGACAUGGAAGCCGAGGAUGAAGAGAACGCAUCCAGCGUGUUCUCCCUGACUAGCAGGAACCCUCUUCCUCUGAGUACGCCAGCUGAGCCGCAGGAACUGCGCUCCAUCGUUCUCGCGCCGUGCCGUGCGUCUGCGUCACCCGACCUCCUGUCCCGAUGUGACAUUUGAGAAGACGCACAUCGUUGUAUUAUUUAACACAUAAAAGAAGUUUGUAUUUUCUUGGAGAGAACACAGCGGGAUGUUUCCAACCAGACACCGAGAGCUCACACAGAUGGAGAUCAAAUGAAUGUAUUUUUACGAGCACUAUGUUUAUCUUAAUUGGACAAACACUUUUCUGUGACUCGCACAACUGCGAUAUAAAAUCGUUUUUUUUUUAUCGUAAAAGCUAGAAUUUAACAGAAUUGUGAUUUUUUUUUUUUUCCCAGGUAUUUAAACAUUAUUACAGCUAUUCACUCGUAAUUUUGCACUGUAUGUAUCUCCUCUUAAUGAGAACACCUGAUCGCUGGAAGAGAUAGAAACAUUCCGUAUGCGCAAUUCACCUGUUUUUCAGCGAGUGUUACGCUUGCAGUGAUAAAAGCUUAUUCUAAAAAAAAACGUCCAUGUCUGUAACUACUUAAAAGUUUGUAACUUGCACUUGAAUCAAGGAACUUGAUGGGUUAAUCUUUUUAAUCUUGUUGGUUUUUUUGUUGGAUUUGUCACUACAUUUCUAUGCAAUAAAUCUAACCGACGCAGACUAGUUUUAUAGUAAUAUAGAGAGAAGCUCUAUUUUGAUAUUUAUGAGAAAGAAGAAGAAUUUUACUAUGUCUUAUUUUCCCUGCUGGUCAACUGAGUGUAAAGCAUAUUAUUAUUAAUACAGUUUGAUGAGCACAAACGUAUGUAAAUAUGUCGUGUGACGUCUCGAAGGUUGUUUGUCCUGGAUGUUUUAUCAUCACACAGGUUUGUAAUUGAUGUUGAGUUGUAUAAUUUCUACCAAAGACAGAUCAGGACCUUCUUUUUUUCCAUACAAAUGGCUUCAGUUCUUUUUUUUUUUAUGUUUAAGUGCAUGUAUGUAUAUUCAGUCUUUUAAAAAGAAUAAUAAAUGAUUUGCUUUUGUGUCGUUUAAA
Pangasianodon hypophthalmus (striped catfish) is the source of this 3493-nucleotide messenger RNA. It is a transcript of the gene tesk2, whose product is annotated as testis associated actin remodelling kinase 2. The coding region runs from base 699 to 2558 and encodes 619 amino acids. The transcript has 11 exons. Gene Ontology annotation, biological process: actin cytoskeleton organization; protein phosphorylation. Gene Ontology annotation, cellular component: nucleus; cytoplasm. Lineage: Eukaryota; Metazoa; Chordata; Actinopteri; Siluriformes; Pangasiidae. Gene Ontology annotation, molecular function: ATP binding; protein serine/threonine kinase activity. The record is from RefSeq and is a predicted model, not a curated record.